CUCCAGCUCCAGCUGGACCUGAAGUCUCAGAGCUGCCACCAGCAGCAGGCUCGGACACUGGGCUCCCAGCUGGGCACUGCUCCAUGGCCAUGGAGAUAGACAGCAGGCCUGGGGGGCUCCCCGGCAGCGGCUGCAACCUAGGUGCAGCCCGAGAACACAUGCAGGCGGUCACCCGAAACUACAUCACCCACCCCCGUGUCACCUACAGGACUGUGUGCAGCGUGAACGGGCCCCUGGUGGUGCUGGACCGGGUCAAGUUUGCCCAGUAUGCGGAGAUCGUCCACUUCACCCUCCCAGAUGGGACUCAGAGGAGCGGGCAGGUGCUUGAGGUGGCUGGCACCAAGGCGAUUGUUCAGGUGUUUGAAGGGACAUCAGGGAUCGAUGCCAGGAAGACCACUUGCGAAUUUACAGGGGACAUCCUACGAACUCCGGUGUCAGAGGACAUGCUGGGUCGGGUUUUCAAUGGCUCCGGCAAGCCCAUUGACAAGGGGCCAGUGGUCAUGGCGGAGGACUUUCUGGAUAUCAAUGGCCAGCCCAUCAACCCGCACUCCCGCAUCUACCCCGAGGAGAUGAUUCAGACGGGCAUUUCUCCUAUUGACAUCAUGAACAGCAUUGCCCGCGGCCAGAAGAUCCCCAUCUUCUCAGCAGCCGGGCUCCCCCACAAUGAGAUUGCCGCUCAGAUCUGCCGCCAGGCGGGGCUGGUGAAGAAGUCCAAGGCUGUGCUGGAUUACCAUGAUGACAACUUCGCCAUCGUCUUUGCAGCCAUGGGGGUGAACAUGGAGACAGCCAGAUUCUUCAAGUCUGACUUUGAGCAGAAUGGAACCAUGGGGAACGUCUGCCUCUUCCUGAACUUGGCCAAUGACCCCACGAUCGAGCGGAUCAUCACCCCGCGCCUGGCGCUGACCACUGCUGAAUUCCUUGCCUACCAGUGUGAGAAGCAUGUGCUGGUCAUACUGACGGACAUGAGUUCCUAUGCAGAGGCCUUGCGGGAGGUCUCUGCUGCUAGAGAGGAGGUGCCUGGGCGCCGAGGGUUUCCUGGAUAUAUGUACACAGACCUGGCCACCAUCUACGAGCGGGCGGGCCGCGUGGAGGGUCGGGGAGGAUCCAUCACACAGAUCCCCAUCCUCACCAUGCCCAACGACGAUAUCACCCACCCUAUCCCAGACUUGACGGGCUUCAUCACAGAGGGACAGAUCUACGUGGACAGACAGCUUCACAACAGACAGAUCUACCCCCCUAUCAACGUGCUCCCUUCCCUGUCGCGGCUGAUGAAGUCAGCCAUUGGGGAAGGCAUGACAAGAAAGGACCAUGGAGAUGUCUCCAACCAGCUGUACGCCUGCUAUGCCAUCGGGAAGGACGUGCAGGCCAUGAAGGCAGUAGUUGGGGAGGAGGCGCUCACCUCUGAGGACCUGCUCUACCUGGAAUUCCUGCAGAAGUUUGAGAAGAACUUCAUCAAUCAGGGCCCCUACGAGAACCGCUCGGUGUUCGAGUCGCUGGACCUGGGCUGGAAGCUGCUGCGCAUCUUCCCCAAGGAGAUGCUGAAGCGCAUUCCGCAGGCCGUGAUCGACGAGUUCUAUUCCCGCGAGGGGGCGCUGCAGGACCUCGCGCCUGACACUGCGCUCUAGCCCCGCGCGCCGUGGCACCCCAACACCGGCACGGAACCUACCCUCGGCUCCCGGGUCUCCCCUCCCUCGCCACCCCAACCAGCGGCUUCUGCGCCGCCCUCCGCCCUCCGCUGGCUCCGAGGUGGUGGGGGCGCCGCACGCUCCAUCCCUUUCCCUCACUCGAUUCCUUUUCCCGCGCUCCAUGCCUCCCCCUCGACUCCCGGUGCUGCGGAAGAACCGAAGGUUGCGAUGCUUUACUCUGACGGGAGCAUCUGUAUUUUUAUGUUAAAAGCCCACAAAAUAAAAAUAAAAAGUAACUGAGAUGAAUUUAC
Messenger RNA from Gorilla gorilla gorilla (western lowland gorilla), 1936 nucleotides. RefSeq names its product ATPase H+ transporting V1 subunit B1 (gene ATP6V1B1). Gene Ontology annotation, molecular function: proton-transporting ATPase activity, rotational mechanism; ATP binding. Gene Ontology annotation, cellular component: proton-transporting V-type ATPase, V1 domain. The record is from RefSeq and is a predicted model, not a curated record. The transcript has 14 exons. Gene Ontology annotation, biological process: ATP metabolic process; vacuolar acidification; proton transmembrane transport. Lineage: Eukaryota; Metazoa; Chordata; Mammalia; Primates; Hominidae. The coding region runs from base 84 to 1625 and encodes 513 amino acids.